Molecule: messenger RNA, 4535 nt
Organism: Neocloeon triangulifer
Lineage: Eukaryota; Metazoa; Arthropoda; Insecta; Ephemeroptera; Baetidae
Product: protein Skeletor, isoforms B/C
Exons: 12
Coding region: 408-2477 (689 amino acids)
Source: RefSeq, a predicted model, not a curated record
CUGUGCGAAUUCGUGUUAAUUCCUACGUAAAAUAAAUUACCGCGAUUUUCAUCAUCUAAUGAUGGAUUUUUUUGGAGAAUAUCAGUUAUGACUGCGACGCAUUCUUCUCAUGACGAUGACGCCGACCAGCUGUUCCAGAUCCAGAGGGUGCACCCUGCCCGGAAGGGCGCGAGUUGGAGUGGCUGGUGUGUGCGGCCGGCGGUGACCACGCCUCCGCGGCCACGGGCGGGCGGGGAGAAAGCGCCGCGCAGCCAGGCCCGAGGACGAAGAGAGCUCGUCAGUCGGUCGGGCUCGGGCAGCGUUGAGAGUGCACGGAGGAGAUUUGCGUGCCAAGUGACCGCCGCAGCAGUGUCCCCGAAACGAGGAACAAGUGUCCCCCGCCGCAGUGACCCCCGGACGCCCCCGCCAUGGACACCCUCCUUCCGAUCAUCGCACUCAUCGUCCUCGCUGCCCCGCACCAAGCACACUCGCAACGUUACUCGGAGAGGACAAAAUAUGGCCGACUGGUCGGAGAAUUCAAAGAGUACGCGCACGGAAUCAAAGGCACCGUGUACGUCGUGGACGAGUCGACGCUUUUCAUCAAAGGCUUCGCGUACGAUGGCACAGGACCCGACGCCUUCUUCUGGGUCGGCAACCAGACGAGGCCGUCGCCAGAGGGUGAAAUUGUCCCCUACCCCAAGGACUACAAGGGACGAGAACCACCGAUUCUUCCUGCCAUAAGCAACGCCGACAUCAUUCUGCGACUUCCUUUCCCAAAAAGGAUAAGGGAUAUCAAGUGGUUGGCCGUUUGGUGUCGCCGUUUCACGGUCAAUUUUGGCGACGUUUUCAUCCGCCCAGACUUGGACAUUCCCAAGACCAAGGUGCUCCCUGAGUUCAAAAGACUGGCGCACGGCCUCCGUUCGGGCAACAUCAGCAUCCUGGACGCCAAAACCUUCUACAUCCCCAACCUGCACUACGACGGCGCCGGCCCCGACGCCUACUUUUGGGUCGGAAACGGGUCCGAGCCGAGCGAAUUUGGCUUCAAAGUGCCCAACGAGCGUGGAUCAUUGGAACCACUGAGAGGAUAUCAGGGCGAGGACAUAGAAAUCCAGCUGCCCAACAACCUGACCGUUUACGACAUUCAGUGGUUGGCCAUGUGGUGCGUCCAGUACAGACACAAUUUCGGUCACGUGAUGAUUCCUCCGAACCUGGACGUGCCGCCGGCUCUGGGCCAAACCAAAAUAACUACGACCAGCACGACGCAAGACCCGCUGCAAAUGCCCAAAAUGACAAAUUGCAACGUGCUGCUCAAAGAUCGGCUGCAGGUGCAGUGGGAAAUGCACGGCAACGAGGUGCAGGUGCAGCUCUCGGGAAGAAUCACCAUAAAUCAGUACAUGGCUUUCGGCAUCAGCGGCGAAUCGGGAAAAUCAGAAAUGAUUGGAUCGGACGUGGUGGUUGCUUUUUACGACAAGGACCAGAAAGAAUUCAGGGCUGUCGAUUACCACAUCACAAAAUAUGCCCAGUGUGAUGGAGCGGAAGGCGUUUGUCCCGACGAGAGAAUCGGCGGCAAAAACGACGCGAUGGUCAUUUCGGGCGAGCAAAGGGACGGCGUGAUCACCAUCACCUACAAGCGACCUCUGCAAACCAGGGACGGCAACAAGGACAAGUCCAUUCCCUCCGACUCGGACGUCAACGUGAUCGCUGCGAUCGGCCCGCUCAACUCGAGGAAGGAGGCGAACGCGCACAACGCCGACGACCGGACGAUCGGCGACCUUCGAAUCGACUUCAGCAGCAAACACGACCAUCAGUGCGCCACCACCCUGUCCGAAAAGAUUGAAGGGCCCGUCCUGAAGCCGUGGGAUCCUUUGAAAAUCGAGGGGACGAAAGAAUUCACUGCCCGAAUUGGCCCAACUGGAGGAAAAAGGGGUUAUAUACCAAUUACAGGUCAUCCUUCUUGGGGCAUUGCCUGGUACAUCAACGAUCUGCUGAUUCCUGAGAUCACCGUCGAGCGCGGAGAAACGUACAUUUUCAAGGUUGAAGGAGGCUUCGACCGGACCAACCCUGCCAAGUACCACCCCUUCUACAUCACAGACAGCAGCGAGGGUGGAUUCGGACAAAAGACGACCAGGGAGCAGUUGAGGCAGAGGGUGUUUGCCGGCGUUGGUUACGACUCGGAGGGAAAUCCGUAUCCCAAUUCCGCGGGUCGGUAUUGCGAAUGGGUGCACAAAACCAUUGACCAGUCGGCAAACGAGGAAACGUUCCAGAGUUUUACAAAAACGUUGCGAUUGGAUUGCGAAAAUGGCGAGCCAGCAAUUUUGAAUUGGACCGUUGCUGCAAACACCCCUAAUAUUGUUUACUACCAGUGCUACACACACAACAAUCUGGGCUGGAAGAUCCGAGUGACGGGCGCGUCUGCAGGCUUGAGCAGCGCCACGCCGCUUUACACGACCUCCGCGGCAGUGCUGGUGCACCUUUUGGUCUUGGCACUCAACAGGUGAACAAGAAACAGAGCGACUUACCUAUAAGCGUUUGCGUGAUCUUUACACUACGAGGGACAAUAAUUUUAAUGGAUAGGUCGAGAGCAAGAAAAUCGAAUUUUUUGCAGGAAAAAAAACGUAAAAGUCAAAUAUAUUAUAUGUGUAAACAAUUAAGUUAAGGAAACAGGUGUUUAAUUGUUUCAGGCUGGAGGAAAAUAAUGUAAUGUCGAGAUUUAAAUUAAACUGUGUGAAAAUUUUGUGAUCAAAUUAUUAAAAAAACAAAAUGUUAUUCGGAUUUGUCGAAGUACAAAAGCAUUUGUCGAGAGAUGGGGGGCCUUGUUUUUGCGGGAUUGACUCAAAUAAAGUUCUACAACAAAAUAGCUCAUGACGAGACAAUAAUUAUAAUGUAAUGAUAUGGAUUUUAACGAGUAUGUUAACAACUUUGUCUUAUAAUUUCUCAGUAGAUACAAUUUUUAAAAUUUCAUUUUUUACUAUAUACAAAACUUAUUACUGUGCAAUGUGGGAUGACAAUAAUUUUCACCUACUCUGCUGCAAAAAGCAUUACUGAGAUAAAUGAAUGAACUUGCGUCUGAAAAAGACAAUAAUUUUCACUGGUAUCAUAUUUAAAUAUAACUGAAAACAAUGAAACUGUUCGCAACUAUAUAUACUUGAAAUAUAUUUCCCCGAACCGAAAAAUAUUAAUAAUUUUUAUAUUAACUGAUGCGCCAAACGGCGAUCAGAUUUUGCUUCGUGUUAUAUGAAAUAAAAGACGAAACUAAUGUCGAGAUUUGUGGUCGAGAAGGAGAUGCGUAAUUUAAGGGUCACUUAGGGCCGCACACCGAAACUUUUAGGUCAAUUUCCCGAUGUUUCCGAACUUGAUAGUUCAAAAACGUGUAAAUAUUUCAGCGUUGUACAUAUCUGACAAUAAUAUAAAUCAUUUAGAGCUGUUAAAACCGGAAUUUCUGUUGCCACCGAAAAUGUUUCUUUGUAGAGAGGUUUAUGUAAUGUUACUAAUAACUGUACCAAAAUGUUAAAUACGAAACAAUGUCAGAGAUAAACUGUAAAAAUGUUAGAAUUUAUGACAAACUUCAUAUCCCUUUACAAAAUCUUUAAUUGCAAAAACAUAUCUCAACAAUAUCCAAAUUUUUACUUUUUUCCAUCUUAAAAUUAAGGAGAGUAACGCGCGCUGGCGCUUUUUAAUUUUUGCUCGAUGUUGGCUAGAAAUGUGUAAAGAUAGAAAUUGAUUUUAUUUUAUACUUUGAUUUUUACUUAAGAUUUUAGGUGUUGCAAAAUAUAGGAGAUUUAAUGUUGUUAAUAAUAAAGCUUCCAAAUUUCUCUCAAAUUUCAAAAAUUAAAAAUUUUCUGGACUCCAUUAAAAAGAUAAUAAACUUCUACUAGUAAACUUCACAGCCAUACAACAAAAAUAUAUACUCGCUAAGUUCUAAAUUAUUUUGCUGAAUUUGCACUUAAAAAAGAGUGAAAUCAAAAUGCCAUCAAUGCUAAUUAAGAGGUUCAUAAAAUUUGACCCUUUAUUUAAAAAAAUUUCAAAUCUAAUAACCAGCACAAUUUUCAGGUCUUAUUGUUAACUCUAAAAUUAUAUUCCAUUCAAACUUGCAACUAGAUUUUUAAUGUGCCAAGUGCCAAAAGUUAACAAGUUUGUUCUUAUCUCUCAAAAAGUUUAAAUUAAAUUUCUCAAAUUCUUAAUGGCUUGUUAAUUUUUGUUAUAAUAAUUCGAGUGCCUGCUUUUGCAAGGGAAAAUAUGAAAAAUCGAACUUAUUUAAUGACAAUAACAAAUGAUAAGUCCAGAUAUAUAAUCUAUAGGACAAAAACUGAAAAUGAAUGAAAAUAAUUUUUAAGUGUUGAACAAAGCUUUCAAUUAUUGUAUAGGUGGAGAAUCAAGAGGCAUUUGUUUCAAAUUAGAGUGCAUUUUUCUCAGCAUUUCCAUCCCUAACAGUUUUCAAGCUCUGAAAAAUAUCUCUGUAUAAAACGAUCUUGCUGUCUUUGCCAUCUAAUAAUUUUCUGUUAAAUGUACAUUAUUUUUUGCCGGAACAAUAAAUAUCUCAGUCUUGUUGCAUUCAA